Molecule: messenger RNA, 1622 nt
Organism: Piliocolobus tephrosceles (Ugandan red Colobus)
Lineage: Eukaryota; Metazoa; Chordata; Mammalia; Primates; Cercopithecidae
Gene: CENPH
Product: centromere protein H
Exons: 9
Coding region: 700-1578 (292 amino acids)
Biological process (GO): mitotic spindle organization; kinetochore assembly; chromosome segregation
Cellular component (GO): kinetochore; nucleus
Molecular function (GO): kinetochore binding
Source: RefSeq, a predicted model, not a curated record
CACCAUGUUAGCCUGGCUGGUCUCGAACUCCUGACUUCAGGUGAUCCACCCGCCUCAGCCCCCAAAGUGCUGGGAUUGCAGGGGUUAGCCACCACGCCCGGCGAAUUUUUUUAUCAGGAGUCGCAUUACAUUGAUAAUGGAGAGGCAGAAAACAGCACAGUAUGAUCAACAUUAACUAGGGAGUAAUUAGUUGUAAAAGAACUCUCGACUCUCUUGUUCAAAGAGGUUCAAGCUGCUGUGCUUGUGCGGGAAGGGCUGUAUCCCUUACACGGCCGACUCUAAUGAAAAACUACAAAUCAGUCAUUUGUCCUUCAUUGUCUACAUUCCCCCCACUCACUACACAGCUAAGAAAGCUCAAAGGUACCCUGCAGACACUCAAAACUUGAGGGCACCCAACUCUCAGUUACGAGUGGUGCCAGUCAUAAUGAUAGAAUGAAGUAUCAGUGCAAGAAAUGUAAAGCGUGUGUAUGUCUCCAGGCUGGAAGUCUGGGUUCGAAAUGUCUGCAAUGCCUCGCACUUGUGGCCCGUGGAUAUCCCUGAACUUCAGAAGCCACUGGUUUCCCCGCCAAACGAAAGGUAUGCACCUCAUGGGUUCAGGUCAAAAAAGUCUUCUAAGCAACCCUCUAAUGUUUAUCUUUCACAGCCUGCCGGGCACACCCAUCUUCACAGGCAGCGGACGGAAAAGAAGUGCCAAGAUGGAUGGACACACAGCUGUGGCCGCACUCACGUGUCCCAGCACCAAGGCCGAAUGACCACUUAGGUCAGGAGAUUUUCCCCCCGAGGCUGCUGUUCCCGGGAGGUGUCCCAACGUCUCUAGUCCAGCCCCUAGGUCAGCACUCUACACAUCCGACGCUUAACGAAAGAUAUUCCAACUUUUUACCAGUGGUCUGCAGUUAUUUUCACCAGCAGAGCCCGGAUGAAAGAGGAGCGACAAGUAGCCGCGGCAACCGAAAACCCAGGCGGAAAAGGCUGAGAGCGCAGACAAAACAACAGCUCUUAGAAUAUAAAUCAAUGAUUGAUGCAAAUGAAGAAAAAGCUCCAGAACAAAUUAUGCAAGAAAAGCAAAUCGAAGCUAAAAUUGAAGACCUGGAAAAUGAAAUUGAAGAGGUGAAAAUUUCUUUUGAGAUAAAAAAGCUUGCAUUAGACAGGAUGAGACUUUCAGCUGCACUUAAAAAAAACCUGGAGAAAAUUAGCACCCAGUCUAGUGUGCUCAUGGAUAACAUGAAACACCUAUUAGAGCUAAAUAAAUUAAUAAUGAAAUCACAGCAGGAAUCUUGGGAUUUAGAGGAAAAACUGCUUGAUAUUAGAAAGAAGAGAUUACAAUUAAAACAAGCUUCAGAAAGUAAGCUUUUAGAAAUACAGACUGAAAAGAACAAACAGAAGAUUGAUUUGGACAGUAUGGAAAACUCAGACAGGAUAAAGAUCAUACGACAAAACCUACAGAUGGAGAUAAAAAUUACUACCGUUAUUCAACAUGUGUUCCAGAACCUUAUUUUGGGGAGUAAAGUCAAUUGGGCAGAGGAUCCUGCCCUUAAGGAAAUUGUUCUGCAGCUUGAGAAGAAUGUCGACAUGAUGUAAUAAGAAUUCAUUUCUGACAUAUUUUACAUUUUUGGCAAUCCCAA